Messenger RNA from Aspergillus pseudotamarii, 2246 nucleotides. RefSeq names its product Zn(II)2Cys6 transcription factor. Gene Ontology annotation, biological process: positive regulation of transcription by RNA polymerase II. Bases 63 to 2138 code for a protein of 691 amino acids. Gene Ontology annotation, cellular component: nucleus. NCBI's taxonomy places the organism in Eukaryota, Fungi, Ascomycota, Eurotiomycetes, Eurotiales, Aspergillaceae. The record is from RefSeq and is a predicted model, not a curated record. Gene Ontology annotation, molecular function: transcription cis-regulatory region binding; DNA-binding transcription factor activity, RNA polymerase II-specific; zinc ion binding. The transcript is spliced from 3 exons.
GGAAUCCCUUCCAUCUUCUCGCAAAUCCUUCUCUUCCAUGCAAACCAUCUGAAAUAUGCAGAAUGUUGCAACGUAACCGCACCCUUACUGGCUGUGGGACCUGUCGCAGUCGUCAUGUAAAAUGUGAUGAAAGUCGUCCGGUGUGCCAGAAGUGCCAGCACCAGGGUUUGACAUGUCUGGGCUACGAACGCCAACUGAUGUGGGCCAAAGAUGGCCUACAAGACAGUCCUCAGGAUCCAGAUCGGGUUUUCCGCCGACCAUUAUUCUCUGUGGAGGACCAAGAGCGGAUGACGCGAAUGACUGUCGAUAGUCUCGGUCGGCAAUCCGCGACUGCCGCGUUGACCAAGCUAGAUGGUGAGCACGGACGAGCUGAAUCACGCUGGGAGCAUGAUUCAUUCCGAGGUCCUUUCGGAGUCCUGAAGCUACCACCGAGCGUGGCAUCUCCAAGUGGCCACGAUGCAUCUCAGCCAGACCCGGCCGAGUCAUCCCAGGCGGACUGGGACUUCCUCUGGCCUCCAUUGGACUCCGCUCCUACCAUUGCAGAGGAUGACCAUUUGUUUGAUGGGCUCUAUAACAUAGCUGAAGAUGUGGAAGACGUGCCCAGAGCAGACCUGUCGUUAGAUAUUGACCCUAUCCCCAAUAAUCUGGAGGUGCUAUUGCCAGACGCUCUAGGUAUCAUUUCCGAUGGAUUUCUCAGUCAACAGACUUCCCUCCCAAUGUCUCUAAUACCCAAUCCCUCCCUUGCACUGUCAAGGAGCAAGUAUAUUCCAUCACAGGCCCCUGAACUACUCCGAUAUUUCAAAGAGAACAUUAUCUCCCUAUCAUUCCCGUUGAAGAAUUGUCAAAAAUGUCCCUGGCAGGCCAUCCAUCUUCCCACCGCAAUGAGUACAUACGCAGAGCUCAGCAUCCACCAGACCGCUAGCCAUACCAGGCUCUCCCUAUUCUACUCACUGCUUGCCGCCAGCUGUCUCCAUAUGUUUUCACGCAAUCCAAAUGCCGUAGACCUGAACAUGUCGUCAAAGGGGUUCACACAAAUAGCCAAGCAACAUCUCGAGGUGGCCCUCAAUGAGGAAGUUCUUGGAUCAAGACGUGCAAAGUAUAAGGAACUGUUAAUGGCUGUUCUCUCGAUGGUCAUGCUCUCGAUAUUCCACGGAGAAAAUUCCAAUGCUCAAGCCUUCUUAGUCGACGCGGAGUAUCUCAUUCGCAUACGAGGGCUACCCAAGCCACACAAGUCACUCAAAGUUCGCUCUCUUCACCAUGUCUACACAUACAUACGUAUCAUGGCUGAGAGCACGUGCGGCUGCGCACUCCUUGAUAUAUGCCCCGACCGCCCUAGUUCCAGUUUACUUGCGAUUGAAUCCUCGCCUCUCUCCCUACGCAGCUUCCGUGUGGCGCGUGACAGCCUGGACGAAGAGAUUGAUCUCACCUUGGAGAAAAGCGACGAAGUUGGCCACAACGACAUCCAUUUGGAAGUGAUGGGCCAGUGGAAAGACACGCUCUACCCGGAUAUCUAUGGAGUUCCGGAAUCAUUGAUGACUCUUCUGUCGCAGACAAUCCGUAUUGCCAACGAACGUGAGCUACUACAUCGCAACACUACGGUAGACAUGAACAUACUCCAGGACCUGGAAAAACGCGCAAGCCUCCUCGAGCAGUACGUUCUAUCCUGGGUGCCACCAUCCCGCCCCCAGCCCUCCUUAAUACGUCACACGGCCAUUGAGAAUAGCGAGGAUAGCGACCACAAUACAUCCCAGCUAUUGAUGCGAGCGAUGCACCAAGCCCUAAUUCUAUUCUACUAUCGUCGGAUUCCUAACAUAAGCGCCCUGAUUCUCCAAGAUACUGUCCGGAAAUGCCUGGAUUUCCUGCAGCGCAGUGACAACGCACGUGCUGAAAGCGUGCCGAAUGAUACAGCAAUCCUUUGGCCUGGCUUUGUAGCUGCCUGUGAGGCAUUGGAUCCCGACUUGCAACGCGGGUUACUAGACUGGUUGGUAUCCACCGGCCAUCGUACAUCUCUCUCUUCUUUUUCGGCCGCAGCCAAGACUGCACAGAUGGUUUGGGAAGCGCGUGACAAGGCUAAGGAUUAUACGCUGAGUUGGUUUGAUGUUAUGAAGCAUGAACGAUGUCCGAUUAUUGCAACUUGAUAUUUUCCUCAUUGGUUGAUGAUUAUAAAUGAAUUAAUGAAUAUUAUGAAUAUCUUCGUUUGAAUAUCGGUCAUAACCAUAUGAUAGAUAGUUUGAUCUGGAUCCUAG